This is a messenger RNA of Marmota flaviventris (yellow-bellied marmot), 3826 nucleotides long. The record is from RefSeq and is a predicted model, not a curated record. Lineage: Eukaryota; Metazoa; Chordata; Mammalia; Rodentia; Sciuridae.
ACUCUUUAGAUCUCUCUGGAAGAGGGCUGGUAUAUUUGUGCCUGCUGGAGGUGGAAUUAACAGUAAGAAGGAGAAAGGGAUUGAAUGGACUUACAGGAAGGAUUUCAAGUAAAUUCAGGGAAACACAUUUACUUGAAUAGUACAACCUUGAGUCUUAUUUUACACUAAGACGAUACAAAAGAUGUUAAAGUUAUCACCAAGCUGCCGGACAAAUAUAUAUUCCAACACCAAGGUGCAGAUCAGCAUAGAUCUGUGAUUCAGAAAUCAGGAUUUGUCUUGGAAAGAGCUCAAGGGUUGAGAAGAACUCCAGAACAAGUGAAGAUAACUUGGGAACUACAGUUUAUCAGAAGAUCAGCUUCCGUUAAUUCAAAUACCAAAGGCCUGAUUAUCAUAAAUUCAUAUAGGAAUGCAUAGGUCAUCUGAUCACAUAAUAUUGGCCGUCUUCUGCUCCAUCAAUGCAGCAAAAACUCUUAGCAACUGUGGAUAACUGGAAAUCUGAGUUUCAGCUUUCCUAGAAAUAACUACUCUUGACACAUUCCAAAAUAUUUAAUAUAGGACAGGAAAAUCAGUGAGGAUGUCGUGUUCAGAAAUGUCACUGUCAUGAAGAUAGGUAAAUUUGUUUUUACAGCUACUGGGAAAGUGUACCUCCUAGCAACUUAGAUUUCUUUUUAAGAACAAGGACAAGAAGGACUAAAAAUAUCAACUUUUGCUUCUGGACAAAAAUGCAUCUGACUGUAUUUUUACUUAGGGGUGUUGUGGGUUUCCUCUGGAGCUGCUGGGUUCUAGUGGGUUAUGCAAAAGGAGGUUUGGGAGACAAUCAUGUUCAUUCCAGUUUUAUUUAUAGAAGACUACGGAACCAUGAAAGACGGGAAAUACAGAGGGAAAUUCUCUCUAUCUUGGGUUUGCCUCACAGACCCAGACCCUUUUCACCUGGAAAACAAGCAUCCUCUGCGCCUCUCUUUAUGCUGGACCUGUACAAUGCCAUGACCAAUGAAGAAAAUCCUGAAGAGUCAGAAUACUCGGUGAGGGCAUCCCUGGCAGGAGAAACUAGAGGGGCACGAAAAGGAUACCCAGCCUCUCCCAAUGGAUAUCCUCGUCGUAUACAGUUAUCUCGAACAGCUCCUCUGACCACCCAGAGCCCUCCUCUAGCCAGCCUACAUGACACCAACUUUCUGAACGAUGCAGACAUGGUCAUGAGCUUUGUCAACUUAGUUGAAAGAGACAAGGAUUUUUCUCACCAACGAAGGCAUUACAAAGAAUUUCGGUUCGAUCUUACUCAAAUUCCUCAUGGAGAAGCAGUGACAGCCGCUGAAUUCAGAAUAUACAAGGAUAAGAGCAACAUUCGAUUUGAAAAUGAAACAAUUAAGAUCAGUAUAUAUCAGAUCAUCAAGGAAUACACAAAUAGGGAUGCAGAUCUGUUCCUGUUAGACACAAGAAGGGUCCAGGCUUUAGAUGUGGGUUGGCUUGUCUUUGAUAUCACUGUGACCAGCAAUCAUUGGGUGAUUAAUCCACAGAACAAUUUGGGCUUACAGCUCUGUGCAGAAACAGGGGAUGGACGCAGUAUCAAUGUGAAAUCUGCUGGUCUUGUGGGAAGACAUGGGCCUCAAUCAAAACAACCAUUCAUGGUGGCCUUCUUCAAGGCCAGUGAGGUACUUCUUCGAUCAGUGAGAGCGGCCAACAAACGGAAAAAUCAAAACCGCAAUAAAUCCAGCUCUCAUCAGGACUCCUCCAGGAUGUCCAGUGCUGGAGAUUAUAAUACAAGUGAACAAAAACAAGCCUGCAAGAAGCAUGAACUCUAUGUGAGUUUCCGGGACCUGGGAUGGCAGGUUCAUCUGAUGUUUCCUGACCAUGUACCAAAGCCUUGUUGUGCUCCAACCAAAUUAAAUGCCAUUUCUGUUCUGUACUUCGAUGACAGCUCCAAUGUCAUUUUGAAAAAAUACAGAAAUAUGGUAGUACGCUCAUGUGGCUGCCACUAAUAUUAAAUAAUUAUGGCAAUAAUAAAAGAUUUGUAUUAAGGUUUAUGGCUGCAAUAAAAAGCAGACAAAAGGGGAAUUUCCUAAAAUUAGUCUGGCUAAUUUCAUCUCUCUUCCUAUGUAUAAUAUCAUGUAUAUAGUCAUUUUUAUUUAUUUAAAGGUAUAUAUUCUCCUUUGUGGAUGCCUUAUCAGUUAAAUCUGCUAUAUAGGUCACUAUGUUAUAUAGCAUGCUGACUCCAAUUUCAUUCCAUUUCAACAUUUUUCCUCAUACAAUUUUUAUAUAAUUUUUGAGAUUAAACAGAACUCCUUUGACUGUUUAAUAUUGUUGAAGGAAAUUGAAUGCAUUUGGUUACAUUGUGCCAAUGAAAACUAUGAUAGGAUAUUUAUUUAGAAAUAAAACUUAAAAAAAUAACAACCCAAACAAAAAAUGCUUGGAUAAACAUAAUUUUUCUUUUACACUUUCUGCUUCAUUAGAUAAAGUGAAAUGUUGAACUGGAUUUGAAUAAAUAAAGGGUAGGCAGAACAUAGAAGCUGAAAGAUUGCACAUAAUUGUUAUAACCAUUUGGUUUAACAAAAUUUGUGUAACUGUAGGAGCAUGUUUCUUCUUGGCUUGUGAACUGUAGAUUUUGCAAGGAGCUCAAAGCUUCAGGAAUUCUGCGGAGACAGGCUUCAGCCUGUGUCCAUAACUUUCCAAGUUAACACUAAAAAAAAUUGUAGAACAACCUUCUUACCUCAAAUAAAUCAUGUCUGCCUAUUAUCUAGAACACUACUGCUGCAGAUUUUUUUUUAUUCAGAUUUAAAAACUUAGUCCAAAAUAAAGAAACAUUUACAUGUGCUCCAUUUCUCUCCCUACAGACAAGAGUCACUGCAUGCAUAAAAUGUGCUGGGGCCAAGGAUGCCGACAGAGCCAUUUUCUUUAGCCUUCCUUUAUAACUGAGUUUGCUGAUUGAUGUGAUGCAAGGGAUUUUAUUUGGAGUAAAAGCACUGAAACUAAACUGAAGGAAAUUACCAAAAAUCCCAGAAUGGCUUUGACAAAAUUGCCAUUUUGAAAGAACAGCUGAAAUCCAUUUUUCAUAUCUUUGAGAAUGAGCUCAGUGAAAACCUUUUUGUAAAGGGAUUUUGUAAACCUUCCUUCAAGCACAAAUAAUUUCAAAUGGGAAGAUUAUGUUGUGUGUGAGAGUAUGUGAGUGUGUAUAUGUGUGUGUCUUGUGUGAGUAUUCUUCCCUUAGAAAAUAAUUUAUUUUCUCUGUUGAAAUGCUUUUAAAGGCCUUUCUUUAACAAACACUGAUGUUUGGAAGCAUGACCUUUAGACUGAUAAUUUGCUACUUAUGGUGGCUCUAUGGUUAGGCUUAUUUGCAGCUCACUGAAAAUAUUUCUAAAACACCAUUUAUUAAUCAUUCCUUUGGAUCUUUCAAACAAAUCUUAUAUUAGCAAUGUUUUCAGAAUCAUUCUGGGUUUGUUUGUAAUUCAGGUAUAUUGCAAUAUUGUUUUAAAGUACAGUUUAUCUUACAGAAUAUGCUAUUAACUAUAUUGGGGUACAUUAAGUAAUAUAUUUUUAAUUAAUAGUGUACCAUUGAGAGAAUAAGAAAUGGAAGUCUAUUAUAUUAUUCUUUAAAUAUGCUGUUUAAAUAUAUUUUAAAAUACAUUAAAAUUGUAAUGCAAGUUUCUGCUGUGCUUGAUUUGGUUCUUUAUUUAAGAUAAAAUGUAUUUAUACCAUAAAUGUAGAGUAUAAGAAUAUUUCUCAAAUGUAAAACAUUUCUGAAUUAUGUGAUUUGUUAUAUUACUUCUGAUUACCACAAUUUAAAAAAAAUAUUUUUAAUAAUUAAGUCACUAUUAAAUAGACAAAGCACCAA